Messenger RNA from Esox lucius (northern pike), 4107 nucleotides. Its product is annotated as segment polarity protein dishevelled homolog DVL-3. NCBI's taxonomy places the organism in Eukaryota, Metazoa, Chordata, Actinopteri, Esociformes, Esocidae. Gene Ontology annotation, cellular component: cytosol. The coding region runs from base 344 to 2494 and encodes 716 amino acids. Gene Ontology annotation, molecular function: frizzled binding. The transcript is spliced from 15 exons. The record is from RefSeq and is a predicted model, not a curated record. Gene Ontology annotation, biological process: intracellular signal transduction; canonical Wnt signaling pathway.
AUGAGCAGCAGGGCCACUGUCCAUCGAAACGUAGCAUAAUCCGGGACUCCAAACAGGCUCAAGUGUGCCCAAUUCCCUUAUUUCAGGAUCAGAGAUGGCAGCUAAUUAAAAUAAUAUUUACCAACUAGUAACGGUACAUGUCAUCUUAUUGCAUACUGCUUUUAUUCGGACACCAGUGCGCCUUUGGUGUCGAGCAGGGUCCGCCUCAAGCAAAGCGGUGCUAAGAGUUGAUAACAGCCGGAAUCUAACCGAGAGGAGACUUUGUUGAAGACCCAGCGCCAGAGAGGCAGAGAGCAGACUCGGGGCUGGAUGUACAUGGCCUUGCCUUCCCCAGCGGCCCGCCAUGGGGGAGACCAAAAUUAUCUAUCACUUGGACGACCAGGAAACUCCAUACCUGGUCAAGUUGCCCAUCGCUGCCGAGAUGGUUACUCUUGCCGACUUCAAAAAUGUCCUCAAUAAACCCAACUAUAAAUUUUUCUUCAAAUCUAUGGACGAUGAUUUCGGGGUGGUGAAAGAAGAGAUCUCCGACGACAACGCCAAACUGCCCUGUUUCAAUGGUCGGGUUGUGUCAUGGUUGGUGUCAGCAGAUGGUUCUCUUGGGGGUUCUGAUGGGGGAUCUGUGUGCGCUGACAGCCAGGCAGAGCUGACACCCCCUCUGGAGAGAACCGGCGGUAUUGGAGACUCAAGACCUCCCUCUUUUCAUGCCAAUGCUGUAGGCAGUCAGGAGAACCUGGUCAAUGACACGGAGACUGAGUCUGUGUUGUUGCUACGAAGAGAGAGGGAGAAGGUCCGGGAGAGGGAGAAAGAGAGGCCGAGAAGGAAAGAGAAAGAAGUUGUAGACCAUGGUGGCAGGUUGAAUGGUCAUUCUCGACCAGAGCGGGAGCCGCGGCGUCCGGAGCUAGCGGGGUAUGAGAGCUCGUCCACGUUGAUGAGUUCUGAGCUGGAGUCGACAAGCUUCUUUGACUCGGAAGAUGACGACGCAACCAGCAGGUUCAGUGGCUCCACGGAGCAGAGCACGUCGUCAAGGCUCAUGAGACGACAUCGGCGGCGCCGGCGGAAACACAAAGCACCUCGGAUGGAGAGGUCGUCCUCAUUCAGCAGUGUCACAGAUUCCACCAUGUCCCUGAACAUCAUCACAGUCACGUUAAACAUGGAGAAGUAUAACUUCCUGGGCAUCAGUAUUGUGGGUCAGAGUAACGAGAAAGGUGAUGGAGGAAUCUACAUUGGCUCCAUCAUGAAAGGAGGGGCGGUGGCAGCAGAUGGACGUAUCGAGCCUGGAGACAUGCUACUACAGGUUAAUGACAUCAACUUUGAAAACAUGAGCAACGACGAUGCUGUAAGAGUAUUGAGAGAGAUUGUCCAUAAGCCAGGCCCCAUCGUUUUGACUGUGGCUAAGUGCUGGGAUCCUAACCCUCGAGGAUGCUUCACACUACCCAGAAGUGAGCCGAUCCGUCCCAUAGACCCUGCUGCCUGGGUGUCCCACACUGCGGCAAUGACGGGGGCGUACCCGGUGUACGGUAUGAGCCCUUCUAUGAGCACCAUCACCUCCACCAGCUCCUCCAUCACAAGCUCCAUUCCUGAGACCGAGCGGUUUGAUGACUUACACCUAUCCAUUCACAGUGACAUGGCAGCUAUUGCCAAAGCAAUGGCCAAUCCAGAGUCUGGAUUGGAGGUGCGAGACAGGAUGUGGCUUAAGAUCACCAUUCCAAAUGCCUUUAUAGGGUCAGACGUGGUGGACUGGCUGUUCCAUAAUGUUGAGGGCUUCACCGACCGCCGUGAGUCCCGGAAGUACGCCAGCAACCUGCUGAAAGCGGGCUACAUCCGGCACACUGUCAAUAAAAUCACCUUCUCGGAGCAGUGCUACUACAUCUUUGGAGACCUCUGUGGAAAUAUGGCUAACCUCUCUAUGGGAGACCAAGACGGGUCAAGUGGAGCUUCGGACCAGGACACCCUUGCGCCCCUGCCCCAUCCCGGUGCUGCCCCAUGGCCCAUGGCUUUCCCCUACCAGUACCCCAUCCCACACCCUUACAACCCUGCCCCCAUGCAAGAGACCCCCCGAAGCCAACCUGGAGGCGGGGACAGCGCGGGUAGCCAGCACAGCGAAGGAAGUCGAAGUAGUGGUUCUAACUGCGGCGGCAGUAAGAAGUUGGCAGGAGCUGAGAGUGGCGGUGCUGGCGAGUCCAAGUCGACAGGGAGCGGCAGCGAAUCGGAGCUGAGGAGGGAGGACGCACCCAGCGAGGGCUCAGUGGUCGCGCCCACUAGCAAGGACAGUGCGCACAGCACACACAGCCUGAACAGCUUGGCCCACAGCGUCCGCAGUAGUAGCCUAGCAUGCGGGCCUCCCAGCAUGCCGCCCCCACUCCACAACACAGCCCCACCUGGGUCGCCCCCAGGUCGGGACCUGGCCUCAGUGCCGCCCGAACUCACCGCCUCGCGCCAGUCGUUCCGCAUGGCCAUGGGCAACCCCAGCGAGUUCUUUGUCGAUGUAAUGUAAGGUGUGAAAUCCAGAGGGCAGAUUCUCACUGCAGGUGUUCACAACUUCUUGGUACAGAGAGGGAGGAGGUGUUGGCGAGAAGAAGGCAGAGGGGACUGAGUUGGUGAUGAGAGGAAUGUGGGAGUGACUGCACUGUCGGUACCCAGUCCCUGUGAGGCUUGUACUUUCUUCAGUGAAGAAAAUCACAUUGGAUGCAGCCCCCUCCUUGAUCGCCAUAAUGAUGUAUGUGAACUUAUUCAUAUUGUUCUUUUCCACAUCAGUAUAAAUGUAUGCCUGUGUGUGCAUGUGAGUUAAUAUGAAUAACGUGGUUGGAAUUGAAUGUCUUCUGUUUCUUUCCCCCCCACUAUGUGACCUGUGUAUUUCUCAACUGUGAUUAAAUGCUUGUGAACACAGGACUCUGUUCUCUGCACUGCACAGUAGGGCGGAACAGAAUGUUUACUCCAAUGAUCAUCUGAAUGAAAACUAACAAAAAUCUAUUUGAGACGGUUUAAUCUUUCCCCCCAAAAGCUGUAUAUAGACAAGGAGAGAGAUGGAAAAAGGUACUUAAGGCUCUUGUAAACCAUUUGUUAUGAGCGGAGUUGGAGGGCGGGGUGAAAAACUAAAUCUACAAAAAAUUACAACAUCUAAUUGAAACUGUGUAGAAAUGAUGAUGGAUCCCCAUUCAUACAGUUUCUUGACCAACUCACAAUUACCAAAAUGAACUCUAGUGUCUAGACAGUCAGGAAGCAUCAAAGAUUCCCAAAACAAUGGAUAGAGAACAAAGAUUUACUCAAUUAGCAAGGAAAUACAACCCAUUUUUUGCAGAAUGACCUCUAAGAAAGUUUAAAACCCAUGGCAUAGAUUACAGUGCAUGUAAAGGUGAGCACACUAUUUCAAAAUUGAUUUGAGAGGAUCAGGUUUCCGUCCAAAUUCCAAUAAAUGUACUUAUGUACUUUGGAAUAUGUCCUGUAAUAUAAAUGGCAAAAAGCCCAUGCGUAUAGAUAGAUCUAAGAAAUGUAUAUCUAACCUUUCAGAUGUAAUGGUGGUAAUACUUCUCACUGCUGUGUGGAUUUAUAUUGGUAGUCAUGCUGUGAUCAUUAUCUAUGAUAUACACUCUAACAAAUCAGUGCAGUCAAUACUCAAAACCAGGAUGGGAGUCAGUUCCAUUGAAAUUCAAUCAUUUCACAAUGUAAACUGAAAUUGCAAUUUCACUUAAAUCUUCUUUAUUUUUUUUAAGCUGGGACUGCUGAAUUGAUCCAAACUUGUACAACACAGAGAAAUUUGUCAUUGCAUUUUUGUUUGAGGAAAGUUGAGAAGCUUAAUUUUGCCCCUAUCUCUUCCCAUCUGUCUUUCAAGAAAGGUAAUUCUCAGUACAACUGCAAUAACAAUAAUUAUUUUAUUAUAUUAUUUGUUUUACAUCAACAUUCUGUUUAAUUUGCUGUCUAAAAUGUCUUACCAUGUAAACCUUUUUUACUACUUCCCCAGAAUACACUUAUCAGAAAUGUUGAAUUAAAAAUGGAUACAUUUAUAGUGUUUAACAGUUCAUUUUAAUAUUCACUGUACACAGUUUUAUGAGAAAAACAUGAGGAAAAAUGUUUUUAUUUAUAAACAUAGUUUUAUUGCCUAAAUACCUA